UGUGAGGAAGACAGCGCAGGUUUUCGUGAGAGCAGGAAUAGCUUUUGACGGAGAGUCACGAACUGCUGAGGCACCAAAACACGAAAGAUGUCGUUUGCCAGUGACAAGCUGUACAACGGAUACUUACGGCGGAAAAUGCCGAUAAUUGUGAGCAAGGUGAAAGUGAGAGAAGUAAUGAUCCACCUGCCCUGCUUGACUCCUCACGACAGGGAAAACAUAGAGGCAAAAAGAGAAAUGUAUGGGAACUACGACAGCAUGGUGCUUCUUCUGGACUGUCUGAAGAGGAGAGAGAACUGGCCGGAGCAGUUCAUCGACGCACUUGAGGCGUGUGAGCAUACGACUCUAGCAGCAGAGAUCAGAGCCGAGUACGACGCUCUGAGAGGCGUCGACAAUUCCAACCCCGGCUCCCCUCCAACGACUGUCGUCAGGGCACACGUCCAUCCAGCACCAUCUGCCAGUCCUCUGCCCGUCCCAGAGAGCGGUGCAAACAGUCAGGCUGCUGUUGCUCCGCCAGCUGAAGCGUCGGCUCCUCCGGAGCCAGCCGCCGAGGCCUCCCCCCUUCUGGAAACCCCCGUGCAGCCACAAGUUCCUGAGGCUGUUUCUCCACCUGAGCUGGUCCCUGAGCCCCCACAAUCAACUCAGGGUGAAGUGGCAGCCCGUCCAUCAACACCUCCCACGUCCCCUGAGAGCCCAAACGCUCAGACGAGCACACCUCCAUCGCCUCAGAGGGAGGUUAACGCUCACCAGGAGCCGGAGGAAAACUCUGAAUCAGACAUCCAGGACGUCUCUGGUGAUAACGGUGUGAUCCCUGAUCAGGAGAGCGCAGAAAACAGCGAGGUAUCGAUCGACCAUGUGGCCACUCAUCAACCACCCCGGCGUGAAACAGACGCUCCACCCAGCCCGGAUCCUCUCCAGACAACUACUACCUCCACACAGGUCAGGCCACCGCAGAGUCCCUCUCCAACCCAGACGAACUCAGAUGUCACCGACGGAUCCUCUUUCCUCACGAUGACUCCAGAGAAGCCUCCAGUCCAGGACACCACCCCUCCUGUGGACCUCAAACCAGCUGUUGUCCUGCAGCCUGAAGAGACCUCUGAACCUCCUACCACACAGAUUGUUGAAAGCGGCCCACAGACAGAAACUGCAGCUGCAUCCUCCCCCCUGCCGGGUGCUGCUGGGAUAGACGCCUCUCUCUGUGAUGACAGCCAUGUGUGUCUGAGCAAGCCUGGCCAACUCAUCAGCAUCCACCCACCAAAUAAUGGCAGCCCCGCUGUCUGUGCACCCAGCUACCCGGUGCAGCCUUACUCCGGUGACAGUGAGCGUCUGGAAAUCAGCGAUGCUGCACCGGACGCUGUGACCGCCGCCCAACCUCCUGCGUGCUCUGCUGUCAGCUCCAUCACUGUGAGUACAGCGUCCGCACUGCCAUGCCAGGAGAACGGCAUUGCUCUUAGCCAUAGUGAACCGGAGGAAAACUACUACGAGUCCCCUUGUCGGGGUUUGGAGAGACACCAGGUAUUGACGCAUGUGGUGCAUGUAUCCGAGGAGCCGUCUAUCCUUGACCUGGACGGCCAGAGCCCAACACAAGCUCACAUCGUUAACGGUGAAGCAGCCAAGGAGAUCGCCUCUGCACCACCACUUCCCACCAACACUGUGGACCCUGUAUUGAGCGUAAACACCCCGUCCAGUGAGGAGUGCCACCCCUCUGAGCCCGCACCCGCUGCUGAGUUGAAGGAUUCAGAGAAGAAGACGGCCUCUUGCACCCAGCCAGCUAAUACAAAGUACAUUCUGACCGCUGCAGGAGUGGGCGCCUGUGCACUGCUGUUGGCGUGGAGGUAUAGGAAUUAAGGGGAUUUAAUACCUUUUUAAAGGAAGUUAAGAUGAGGAUCUUGGGGUUAUGGUGCCUUAUUGUAUCACUGGAAAGGCCAGAGGCAGCUGUUUAGUAGUUGCCUAUAGUAAUAAUAGCUGAUUUGCCAGACCUUUGGUCAUGUCAUUAAUUACGAGUAUGUUGUAAAGUCGGACCAUGUUUUAUCCUUUUUAAUGUUGAAUGAAGUUUUCCCUCGAGAGCAAAAACCAAACCUUCCCUUCUUAAAUUAGUAAUGGAACUUCAUGGAACUGAGAUUGAGAUCUCAGGUUAUUUAUGCACUCGCUGCAAAUAUGUGGAACGUACAGAUACACUUAAGCUGUCUGUUAGUGAUAGAAAUGUUUGUAUGUUCGCUUGUCUGAUAAGCACUUUCAAGAUAAGACUGUUGGCUGUCAUCCAGUAAAGAUUAGUGUACAAAGGACCUGAAUUAUACUGGAUGUGGACUGUGGAAGACGGAGUACCAGCAUCACACUCUGUAGAUGAUGGCUAGUGCACUGUCUGUAUUUAUUUGUACAUAUUUACAUAUUUAGACUGUAUAGGUAUUUUAAGAUAAACGGAUGUGUUAAAAACAUUCCAAAGCACUCAAUUCUCAAAGAAUCAGUCAGCUAGACGCUGUAUAUUUAAAUAACAUACUUUACAAGUUUUAAAUGGUCCGUAGCCCAGACCAGUUAUUCCGAAACAUUUAAAAACUACAGCACUUUCUGUUUCUUUUAGAGCCAAAGAGAGUGUUAAUUGUGAGAUGUCGUUUCAGUAGCUUCAUAUUUAACUGGGUUUUUAAAUGGUCAUUUUUGUGGUUAUUGCUUAUUUCUUCUGUUUCGAUGUUUGAAAACAUCAGAAACAUGGAGUUAGUGUAAACAUCACUUCAGUUUUUUUAUGCAAUGAGAUCAAUUUAAUAAUGCACAAUAAAAAAAUUGGAAAUGGGCAAAACUUGCCGCACAGGCUGUGUGUUCUCUGGCCAUCUUCUGGUGUGGAUGUUUUGAGAUGGCAUUUUAUUUUUCCAUUGGAUUUUUUUCUCCUUUUAAAUAGAAGCAAGUUUGAGAAUUUGUGUUGUGUGAGCUGCAAAGAUGCUUCGUAUAUUUAAUGUAUUGCCAUUAUGGAACACAUGUACAAUCUCAUUGUAAUCUCAGUUUAAGGUUUGUCAAAAUGUUGAGUCACUGUCUCUAUGCACUUGACAAUCAUAUAAACAAUAAACCUAAAAUUAAAAAAAA
Anarrhichthys ocellatus (wolf-eel) is the source of this 3069-nucleotide messenger RNA. RefSeq names its product mitochondrial antiviral signaling protein (gene mavs). The coding region runs from base 88 to 1845 and encodes 585 amino acids. The record is from RefSeq and is a predicted model, not a curated record. NCBI's taxonomy places the organism in Eukaryota, Metazoa, Chordata, Actinopteri, Perciformes, Anarhichadidae. The transcript is spliced from 5 exons.